AUGGAGCUCCACAGCGCUCUCACUGUUGCUGCGAUCACACUUCUCUACGCUGCAGGUUCCCUCUGCCAGCUCGAAGUGUGUGGUCGAGCCCCCCCCAGGGACAGGGGUGUUGGAGGGGAGAAUGCGUCAGAAGGUGAUUGGCCGUGGCAGGUCAGCAUUCAUUUGACCGGCGUGGGUCAUAUCUGUGGCGGGACUCUCAUCACGAGAGACUGGGUGUUAUCUGCAGCGCACUGCUUCCUCCAGAGUUAUAAUGAGUCUGACAUUGAGAUGUACUUCGGUCGUCUGAGCCAAUCCGACUCAAACCCUCACGAGACGAACAGGACAGCGAGUCGAGUCAUCAGUCAUCCUGACUACAACGAUUCCACUUAUGACAACGACAUAGCACUGAUCGAGCUGUCCUUCUCCGUGGACUUCUCUGAGCACAUCAGGCCAGUGUGUCUGGCGGCAGCUGGUAGUGUGUUUACUGCGGGGACAGAGAGCUGGGUCACUGGAUGGGGACCACUACAAUCUGAAGACACCCAGGGCUCUGAUAUCCUGCAGGAGCUGAUGAUACCAAUCGUGAGCAACAGUGACUGUGAUGAUGCUUAUGGAGGGAGCAUCACAAGCAAUAUGAUUUGUGCUGGAUUCUUAAAUCAGGGAGGGAAAAGUAUAUGUCUGGAAGACUCUGGAGGUCCAGUGGUCAGCAGGAACGAUCCUCUGUGGAUUCAGUCUGGCAUUUCAAGUUUUACUGGAGAAAAAUGUAACGAUCCCAAAUUUCCCAGUGUAUUUGCCAGAGUUUCUCAGUAUGAGGACUGGAUCAAGUCUUACAUGGGCAGCAACCCACCUGGAUUUUAUGCAUUGUGUAUGGCGCUUAACUGGGAGCUUGACUUCACUCAGCAUGAUAUGUCCCAUGGUGGGUGA
Messenger RNA from Carassius gibelio (silver crucian carp), 900 nucleotides. RefSeq names its product serine protease 30-like. The transcript is spliced from 8 exons. The record is from RefSeq and is a predicted model, not a curated record. Lineage: Eukaryota; Metazoa; Chordata; Actinopteri; Cypriniformes; Cyprinidae. Gene Ontology annotation, biological process: proteolysis. Gene Ontology annotation, molecular function: serine-type endopeptidase activity. Bases 1 to 900 code for a protein of 299 amino acids.